AAGCAGAGGCAAAGGCAGGAGAAGGAUGCUGAGAGGAAAUGGAGGGAAAGAAGGUUUUAUCCCAAAAGGAACAGAACAAUUCAUACCUAUCCAGAUCCCCAUGAGCCUAGAAUUCCUAAAGCAUUAUGUGAAUAGAAGGCAUUUGUGAUUGAUUUUAAUGCUCCAGGGGGUUUUCCACGGAAGUCUGGAUGUUAAAUCAGUUUGAUGAUGUAGACUUCCUCAUCUUUCUAGCCUUAGGGAUAUGAUUUUUUCAGCUUUUAAAAAUCAUGUUAUUUCUUAUAUCUUAAAAGUACUAGGUAAAGAGUCGUGGAGAACAACCUCUGUGGAAUAUUCCACGGGUCUAAGCCAUUAUUUGUGGCUUCCAGCAUUCUGAUAAGAAGACUGGAACAGAACUGCACUGAUGAGUCAACUACAAGCCAUCCUUUUCCAGAACGAUACGUUUGGUCAGUGGACAGUGAAGAUCCCGGGGGUAACAAAUCACAAGACAGUGGCAUAGCAGAAAUGGAAGAACUCCCUGUCCCACAUAACAUCAAAAUAAGUAACAUCACAUGUGACUCCUUCAAGAUCUCAUGGGAGAUGGACUCGAAGUCAAAGGACCGCAUUACACACUAUUUCAUUGACCUCAACAAGAAAGAGAACAAGAAUUCUAAUAAAUUUAAACACAAGGAUGUUCCAACAAAAUUGGUGGCAAAAGCGGUUCCCUUGCCAAUGACUGUUCGUGGACACUGGUUUUUGAGCCCAAGGACCGAGUAUACAGUAGCGGUACAGACUGCCUCAAAACAAGUUGACGGUGAUUAUGUUGUGUCUGAAUGGAGUGAGAUUAUAGAAUUCUGUACAGCAGAUUACUCAAAAGUUCAUCUAACACAGCUGCUGGAGAAAGCUGACGUGAUUGCGGGACGCAUGCUUAAGUUCUCUGUGUUCUAUCGGAACCAGCACAAAGAGUAUUUUGACUAUGUUAGAGAACACCAUGGGAAUGCCAUGCAGCCUUCUGUCAAGGAUAAUAGUGGCAGCCAUGGCUCACCCAUCAGUGGAAAAUUAGAAGGCAUCUUCUUCAGCUGCAGCACUGAGUUCAAUACAGGGAAGCCACCCCAGGAUUCACCGUAUGGAAGAUACAGGUUUGAGAUUGCAGCAGAAAAACUUUUCAACCCCAAUACUAACUUAUACUUUGGGGACUUCUACUGUAUGUACACUGCUUAUCAUUAUGUGAUUCUUGUCAUUGCCCCUGUGGGAUCACCAGGAGAUGAAUUCUGUAAGCAGCGCCUUCCUCAACUCAAUUCCAAGGAUAAUAAGUUUUUGACCUGUACAGAAGAAGAUGGGGUGCUGGUGUACCACCACGCCCAGGAUGUCAUUUUAGAAGUCAUUUACACUGACCCCGUGGCUCUUUCUCUGGGCACCGUGGCAGAAAUCACUGGUCAUCAGCUCAUGAGUUUGUCUACCGCAAAUGCAAAGAAAGACCCCAGCUGCAAAACCUGUAACAUCAGUGUUGGACGUUAACGCCACUUUCAUACCCUCCCCUGCCCUGUCUUCCCAUAGGAGCAUUGCCCUCUGUUGUUCAUUUUCAUCACCAGAUGUCCCACUGAAGCAUGCAUAUGCCGCUGUCACAAAAAGCAAACUAUCAUUCAGAGCCUUUGUGUGUCUUCUGGCCCACCCUGUCCACCACUUUCAAGGAUGUCCCCAAGUUGUCCUGACACUGUGUUUGCCUAGAUGCUGCAAUGCUUUUAUGUUUCCUUUAUGCCAAACAUAACAAGACAGUUAUAUAGACCGCUUUAGCAAAGUACAAAAUAAUGGCUUCUAAAUGGUGUUUAAAUAUGCAUCCAUUUAAUCUACUGAAUAAAUAUUGGGGUAACUCCAAACCGCAUGAAA
Chionomys nivalis (European snow vole) is the source of this 1863-nucleotide messenger RNA. RefSeq names its product phytanoyl-CoA 2-hydroxylase interacting protein like (gene Phyhipl). The transcript has 5 exons. The record is from RefSeq and is a predicted model, not a curated record. Gene Ontology annotation, cellular component: cytoplasm. The coding region runs from base 502 to 1494 and encodes 330 amino acids. Gene Ontology annotation, molecular function: protein binding. NCBI's taxonomy places the organism in Eukaryota, Metazoa, Chordata, Mammalia, Rodentia, Cricetidae.